Molecule: messenger RNA, 3385 nt
Organism: Physcomitrium patens
Lineage: Eukaryota; Viridiplantae; Streptophyta; Bryopsida; Funariales; Funariaceae
Source: RefSeq, a predicted model, not a curated record
UUAGCCUCACCCCCUCCUCCCCUCGCUCACUGUUUAAAUAUUCUUUGCCGGCGCAGCAGAGAGCGUCGCGUAGUUUUGUAAAGAUUGUUGCGGUGUGUCGCGGAAGCAGGGUUAGCCUCGUUUAAGUUGCGAGGCAAGGGUGUGUUUGGCUAAGGGAGUCUGGUGGAGGUUUUUGUUGAGGAAGGGAUGGUUGUGUAGGGUGGAAAGUGUUGUGGGAGACUGUUGCGAAGGGAAGCGGAAGGAGAGGGAUGGAUUGUUCUUGUAGUUCCGGGGAGUUGGCGGGAGUCUGGAAAUGGUAGUGCAGUUGUUUUUUGUGGAGGAGAGUCGGUGUUAGAGGAGGUUUUAUGAGGGAGUGUUAAUGCUAGGGUUUAUGUCCUUGUUUUUAGCUCAUAUUGAAUUGUAGACCUAGGGAUUGUGUGUGGAGUUUCUAUUGUGGUGUUUGUUCCCUGUGAGCUUUGGACGACUGCGUUUUUUUUUUUAUUUUUUUUUUUAUUUUUUAUUCUAGCCAGCGCUGUUAGGCUCACCGUCUUGCAUAGUUUUGUUUCACUGCUACCCUACUACGGCUGCUGAUUACAUCUCGCUGGAAAGAUUUAUGAGCAAAUUGUUUGUUUCUGGAUUGUACAUUGUGUUUCUGAAGUAGCACCGCUAAUGGUGCUAGCCUCGUGUAGUUUAUGUUUUUAUUUCGACGCCUUGGUUAUUUAUCCUAUUAGUUUCGCUUGCUUAAGGUGAUUGUUUAAGUUUGAGUUGGUCAUUAUUAGGUUAGGGUAGUAAGUUACCUUUUCCACUUUCUAUUUGUGUUUAAUUUUCAUGAAAUGACAGAGAAAACAUGUAAUGCUGUGGUCAGCGAUUGUUUUCCUCGAUUGAAAUAAUUGAAGUUGUUCGCCUCCUCUUACAUUGAUCUUUACAUUUAAACAUCUACUGAAAUUGUAAUGCUGGAGACAGAUAUGAUCCAGUGAUAGCAAUGGUACCGAGAGAAUUCGUUACAUUAUCGAAAUGCAAACUAGAUGCUUGAUUACGGCUCGUCCAUCAUGUACUAUCCUCUUCGCCAUGAGUCUAAUGCCAACAAAGAGUCUAUGCUAAACAGCUCGGCUACAUCACUACUUGAUGGCUCCGCAAGCACUGCUAGACCCUUCGGAUCUUAUUCUUUCACGCCACAAUCAGGGACAACACCCGGUUUUCACCACGCAGGUAACCUUCAAGGAUUGCAUAAUCAGGGCAACUACAAUAUGCAGACUAUGCCAAAUACAUUGUCCUCUAGAAACGCAGGGUAUGGAGGGCCUUCUAGCGCCGCUCAUCAAUCUGGUGGUGGCGUGUCUUCUGGUCGGUUCUCAAUCAACAAUCUUGGCGUUGGUCUCUCUCAGUUGUCGCAGGGAGGGCUUCAAGGACAGUCGUCAAUGACGAAUCGCACAGGAUCUAGUGUAGUGGGAAAUCAUUCCUUCAGCAACAACGUGAACGGAGUCGGGGGAUCUGGUGUAGGGUCUCCUGGGUCUAGCUCCAUUUCAAAUCGUGGCUCGUUGUCAGGUAUGGGAGGAUCACCGUCGCUGAUGGGAAGUGUUGGACCCCGUUUAACAAGCUCUGUCGGGGGAGCGAGUCUCGCUGGAGGGGGUGGACUUACAAGAGCGUUGAAUGCAGGGGGUAGUGUGAAUAUGCAAAAUUUGAAUAAUUCACGUGUGAAUAUGGGACAAUUUAGCUCUAGCAGUGGGAUUGGUGUGCAAGGCCCAGGGCGGCCUGCCAAUUCUCUACUGCAACAAGGUGUAAACAUGUCUUCAUCCUCUUACAAUCCUUCAGGGGAUCUCCUGGCCAUGCUUAGUCGAGCAUCACCUCAAGGUGUCUCCUCCAUGUUGGGGAACAAUUUUUCUACGUCUCCAAGCUCAGGCAUGCAAGGGCAAUUUCACUCUGCAAAUGGCCAUAUUGGAGGCAUGAGUCCUAGCAGUGUUGGGAACGGGAAUGAUGGCGUGGCUUUCGAUAUUAAUGACUUUCCUCAAUUAACAACUCGGCAAUCACCAUCUGGAAGUAUGCAGGGAUCUGUAGGUGGCUUGAGAAAGCAAGGAAUCAACGCCAUAGUUCAACAAAACCAGGAAUUCAGUAUUCAGAAUGAGGAUUUUCCCGCCUUGCCUGGAUUUAAAGGUGGGAGCCAUGAACUAUCAUCUGAACUGCAUCAACAUCAAAAGGAUCAGCAGCACGAUUUAUCUAUGCAAGCGCAACACUUCUUGAUGGGGAGGUCUACUGGAUUUUCGCAGGGAGGUAUCUAUGCAACGAACCGACAUUUGUUGCAGCAGCAGCCAGCUGGAAACGUCUCUGAUCUACAACAUCUACAUGCUGGUGUUGCGGAUUCAUUCUCUUCAACUCGUGGUCUCUCUGCUUCUUAUCACUCUCAGACAGGUACUCCAGGGUCCAGUGCAACGCAAGUGCAUCGGUCUGGGGUUGGUGGAGCAUUAGGUCAAUAUGAUCAGAACUUGAACUAUCAACACCAGUCUCCUUCGAGAACUGGAGGGACGUUUACUCAACAACAGCAUCAAGCAGGGAUGACGGGAACACUUCGUGACUCUUUGAAGCAAGGGGGCUCAGCUCACCAGCCUGACCGUUUUGGUUUACUAGGUUUAUUGAGUGUAAUAAGGAUGAGUGAUCCAGACUUGACAGCGUUAGCUUUGGGUACGGAUCUUACGACCCUGGGACUGAAUCUUAACUCGAGGGAGAACUUGUACAAAACAUUUGCUUCUCCGUGGGCUGACGAACCCAUUAGAGGCGAACCCGAUUUUGUGGUUCCUCCAUGCUAUGACCAGAAAGCUCCACAACUGCAGCCGAAUCACUUUACCAAGUUCCAAGAUAAUACUUUGUUUUAUAUCUUUUACAGCAUGCCAAGAGACGAGGCACAAUUGUGUGCGGCCAAUGAGUUGUUAAAUAGGGGGUGGGUCUUCCAUAAGGAACUCAAGAGAUGGUUGAAGCGUGCUCCGAAUAGUGAGCCAAUGGUCAAAACUCUGACAUACGAGCGUGGCACGUUUUACUUUUUGGAUCCCGCCACUUUGGAGAUGGGAUGCAAGGAAAACUUUGUACUGCACUACGAAAUGUUGGAGAAAUGUCCAAACCUGCCUGCUCAACAGUGAACGGACGAGACAUGCUUAGCUGGGUGAUCUGCAACGGCGUAUCCGAUUUCAGGGCUUUUUUAAUGUUUUUCAGAUGUUCAUACUUGUUCCAUUUUCUUUAAUGAAUGUAGUUGACCUUGCAGCUUUCAACUUCGAGUCGACUUUCUCCAGUUUAUUUUGUAUUGUGAGCUUCCAGUCCUGUCGGUUGAACAACGCUGGCUGAGUUGCAACGGGCAUUGUGGGACUUAUUUUGGUAAAUAGUUGCGGAGUACUGAACUUUUGCUUGAUAUUAUGUGAUCAAA